This is a messenger RNA of Danio rerio (zebrafish), 2451 nucleotides long. It is a transcript of the gene got2a, whose product is annotated as glutamic-oxaloacetic transaminase 2a, mitochondrial. Gene Ontology annotation, molecular function: pyridoxal phosphate binding; L-aspartate:2-oxoglutarate transaminase activity; transaminase activity. Gene Ontology annotation, cellular component: mitochondrial matrix; plasma membrane. The record is from RefSeq and is marked provisional. NCBI's taxonomy places the organism in Eukaryota, Metazoa, Chordata, Actinopteri, Cypriniformes, Danionidae. Gene Ontology annotation, biological process: amino acid metabolic process.
ACAAGUUCAACUUCACACACACUGUGCGUUUGUCUUCCAGCAAGUCACCUGCGCUUCCAGCAAUGGCCCUGUUCAAAUCCAGCAAGAUUUUGUCUAGUGUCGGGUCUCAGACCCCUGUUUUAGCAGUCUUACAGCUCCGGGCAAGCUCAUGGUGGACUGAGGUACAGAUGGGACCCCCUGAUCCCAUCCUGGGGGUCACGGAGGCUUUUAAGCGUGACACCAACCCCAAGAAGAUGAACCUUGGAGUUGGAGCUUAUAGAGAUGAUCAGGGGAAGCCAUUCGUCCUCAGCAGUGUUCGAAAGGCUGAAGCCCAGAUUGCUGCUAAGAAGUUGGAUAAAGAGUACCUUCCUAUUGGAGGUUUGGCAGACUUUUCAAAGGCCUGUGUUCAGCUGGCUCUUGGACCUGAUAACGAGGUCUUGAAGAGCGGCAGAAGCAUCACUGUCCAGACUAUCUCAGGAACUGGAUCUCUACGUAUUGGAGCUAACUUUGUGUCACGAUUCCACAAUGCGUCCCGGGAUGUGUACCUGCCUAAACCCUCUUGGGGCAACCACACACCAGUCUUCAGAGAUGCAGGCAUGCAGCUAAAGGCUUACACCUACUAUGAACCCAAAACCUGUGGCUUUAAUCUUAAAGGAGCCUUGGAUGACAUUUCAAAAAUCCCUGAGAAGAGUGUAAUUCUUCUUCAUGCCUGCGCUCAUAAUCCCACCGGAGUGGACCCCAGGCCUGAGCAGUGGAAAGAGAUGGCUGCUCUGAUCAAGAAAAGAAAUCUCCUGGUGUUCUUUGACAUGGCUUACCAGGGAUUUGCCAGUGGCGACAUUGAUCGUGACGCUUGGGCUGUGCGUUAUUUCAUUGAGCAGGGCCACAACAUUCUACUGUCCCAGUCUUUUGCUAAGAACAUGGGCCUGUAUGGUGAGCGUGUGGGAGGCUUCACAGUGGUUUGUAAGGAUGCCGAAGAGGCCAAGCGUGUGGAAUCUCAGCUGAAAAUCCUCAUUCGGCCCAUCUACUCCAACCCACCCAUGAAUGGCGCUCGCAUCGCCGCCACUAUCCUCAACACACCUGAACUCUACAAAGAAUGGCUUCAGGAGGUAAAAGGCAUGGCUGACCGCAUCAUUAGGAUGAGAGAGAUGCUCGUUUCCAACCUUAAAAAGGAGGGCUCCACUCACAACUGGCAACAUGUCACUGACCAGAUCGGGAUGUUCUGCUUCACUGGGCUCAAACCGGAACAGGUGGAGCGUCUGAUUAAUGAAUUCUCUAUAUACAUGACAAAAGAUGGCCGGAUUUCUGUGGCCGGAGUGACGUCUGCCAACGUGGAGUAUCUUGCACAUGCCAUCCACGCCGUCACCAAGUGAAGCUAGCAUCAAACGUAGUGAUGAUUUAAUGUCUGUCAGGACCAGAUAAGACAUAGGAUGAAUGUAGACUUCCAGUUCACUUGAUUUGGCAUUAUUAAUGGUAAUACAUGACUGUGAAUAUGAGCCCAGCAAUAAAUUAAGACAGGAUGCUUCCUUUCAAAAUGAUAAAAAACAAGCUUUAAAGGAUGUUGCUUAUCAUUGUUUCCUUUGUCGGAACUGAUAAGAAGGUUUUUAUGGUCUAAAAUGUGCUGCUACAUCAAGUAACACAAGUCUAACAUGCUUUAAAAAUAUUUUUGUUUUUCAGAUAAACGACUCUAAAUUUGAAUAAUAACUCAGUAUGAAAUAAUAACAAUAACCAUUUUGAAUAAUUACCCAUAUACUCAUGUAACUGAAAGGAGUGCACUGACUAAUUUCAUGUUUUGAUGAUUGCAUCAUCUUUGAACGAGACUUUUGAAUGAGACUUUGAACCAGUCUCAUGUUCAUUUCACCUAGAACUUUAGCACUUAUUCUAAACAUAGUUAUUGUGAGUUUGCUACUAGUGGUGGAAGAUUGUCCAUAGUGUGUGCAAUAUAUUUGUUCUCAUGCAGCUUGUCAGGUUUAUUUUACUUUUCUGGCUAGAAUUUUUCACACACGGAUAGUUUCAUAAAUUGAUAUAGGCAUUUACAUUCAUUUUGUGUUUUGUUCUGGCCAUUUAAAGGGAUAGUUCACUCAAAAUUUGUCACCCUCAAGACCUAAAUGGUUUGUUUUUUUCUACUGAACACAAACGAAGAUCCUUUUCAGAUUAUGAGAAAUUGGUAGCCAUUGACAUCUAAAACAUUCAGUAGCUUCUGGUUUCAACAUUCUUCUGAAUGUCUUGUUGGGUGUUAAAAAUGAUGACAAUUACAUUUUUUUUGAGUGAACUAUUAAUCUCAUUCAUCAUGUGUUAAACAUACUGCAUGUGAACAAAAUCAAAUGAAGAUUCAUUUUAGAAUUAAAACCUAUUUGAAAUUGUAACUGAUAUAUCAGUGGUUAAUGAUGCUUUAAGAAAAGCUCUCACCUGUGUGAAUCUUGAUUACAUAAACAUGCACUUUGUGAGGAUAAAUAAAACAAAAGUGCUGACGAA